Messenger RNA from Microtus oregoni (creeping vole), 463 nucleotides. Its product is annotated as ATP synthase F(0) complex subunit C2, mitochondrial-like. The transcript has a single exon. Gene Ontology annotation, molecular function: proton transmembrane transporter activity. Gene Ontology annotation, biological process: proton motive force-driven ATP synthesis; proton transmembrane transport. The coding region runs from base 16 to 438 and encodes 140 amino acids. Lineage: Eukaryota; Metazoa; Chordata; Mammalia; Rodentia; Cricetidae. The record is from RefSeq and is a predicted model, not a curated record.
CCCUCACCCCUGAAAAUGUAUGCCUGUUCCAGGUUCAUCUCCACCCGCUCCUUGGUCAGGAGCACCUCUCAGCGUCUGAGCCGUCCUCUGUCUGCAGUGGAGCUGAACCCACAGACACGGAGAGAUGAGGCCCUCAGCUGCUUAGCAGUCCCUCGUCCUCUGACCUCACUCGUCCCUAGCCGCAGCUUCCAAACCAGUGUCAUUUCCAGGGACAUCGACACAGCCGCCAAGUUCAUUGGGGCUGGGGCUGCUACUGUUGGGGUGGCUGGCUCUGGGGCUGGGAUUGGAACUGUUUUUGGGAGCCUCAUCAUUGGUUAUGCCAGGAACCCUUCUCUGAAGCAACAGCUCUUCUCCUACGCCAUUCUGGGCUUUGCCCUCUCGGAGGCCAUGGGGCUCUUUUGUCUAAUGGUGGCCUUUCUCAUCCUCUUCGCCAUGUGACGCAGCUAUCUCCACUUCACCUCCC